GGCUGGGCUGCAGAAGAGCUAUAAGUAACGCCAGUCACUAAUCCCCACGCAUAUUUGACUAAUUCUCCCAAUCAGAAUGGCCAACAACGACCUGUAUAUGCUUUAUAAAGGACUUCUUCUCCCAAAGAUCGCGCACACCGAGGACAGUCUGAAAUAUUUUGAGUCGUUUCACGUGCAGGACGAUGACGUGUUUGCAGUUACAUAUCCCAAAUCUGGUACAACAUGGAUGCAAGAAAUUCUUCCCCUGCUCCUGAAUGGAGGGGAUCUUACUCCAGCACUGACCAUCCCAAACUGGGACAGAGUGCCGUGGCUUGAGGAGUCACGUGCUGCUGGCGUCAUGGACAAGCUGAGUGCUCCACGGGCCUUUGUUUCCCAUAUGCAUUAUCACCUGAUGCCUCCCUCAUUCUUCUCUUCUAAGGCUAAGGUCAUUUAUGUUUCUAGAAACCCAAAAGAUAUUGUGGUUUCCUCUUUUCACUUUCACCAAAUGGCCAGUUUUCUGCAUGACCCAGGAACCUUGGAAGAAUUUGCAGACGAAUUCCUAGCAGGGAACGUGAUGUUUGGAAAGUGGACCGAUCACAUGAAGAGCUGGAGAAACACCGAUUUAGGAGACAGAAUUCUCUACAUCACAUAUGAGGAGAUGGUUCAGGAUCUGCAUGGAGUUCUUGAACGCAUUUUAUUUUUUCUUGGCAAGCAAAUGAGCAAAGUGGCUCUGAAACGCGUGAGUGAACACUGUGAGUUCAAAACCAUGAAGCAAAACAAAAUGUCCAACUACUCGCUGGUGCCACAGACAGUAAUGGACAGCAAGAAGUCUCCUUUUCUCAGAAAAGGAAUUGCUGGAGAUUGGAAGAAUUAUUUCAGCCCAGAGUUGGAGUCAAAAUUCAAUGCGACCAUUUAUGAAGAACUAAAUGGAACUGACAUCAUGUUCCCCUGGGAUGAGGAACACAAAUGAAAUCCCACUUCUUAAAAUGAGGAUAAAUGUAAAAUUAAAUUUGUCUUUUUAAUUGUAUUAUACCAUAGUAUAUAUAAUAUACUAUUCCCCUUUAAAGGUCUUUAAGAGUGAACUUUUUAAAGGUUGCUUUUUUUUUUAAUUAUAAAUGUAUGAUUUCUCAUUUUAGAUAGUAUAAAAAUUUACAAAAAGUAGCUGAACAUUCCCAGUGUCAGUUUAUUGCUAUAUCACAAUGUGCAGGAACACAUCAGAAACUCAUACCUUAUGAAAACAUUUAUGUAACACCAAUGCUUCGUAAACUACAUUCCAAAGAUUAUUUAGUGUUAGACUUUUCUAUAUUCCAUGUAUAAAACUUAAAAAGGGAUAAAGAAGCCUUUUCUUUUUAUGUAUCAAACAUCUGAAAUACAUUAGCAUUAAAUAUUAAAUAAAUAGCUAAGGAGAA
Messenger RNA from Pangasianodon hypophthalmus (striped catfish), 1388 nucleotides. RefSeq names its product sulfotransferase 2B1. Gene Ontology annotation, molecular function: sulfotransferase activity. Bases 77 to 949 code for a protein of 290 amino acids. Gene Ontology annotation, biological process: sulfation. The record is from RefSeq and is a predicted model, not a curated record. NCBI's taxonomy places the organism in Eukaryota, Metazoa, Chordata, Actinopteri, Siluriformes, Pangasiidae. Gene Ontology annotation, cellular component: cytoplasm. The transcript is spliced from 6 exons.